Messenger RNA from Pogoniulus pusillus (Red-fronted tinkerbird), 3141 nucleotides. It is a transcript of the gene NTN3, whose product is annotated as netrin 3. The transcript has 7 exons. Gene Ontology annotation, biological process: animal organ morphogenesis; substrate adhesion-dependent cell spreading; tissue development. The record is from RefSeq and is a predicted model, not a curated record. Gene Ontology annotation, cellular component: basement membrane. The coding region runs from base 57 to 1820 and encodes 587 amino acids. Gene Ontology annotation, molecular function: protein binding. NCBI's taxonomy places the organism in Eukaryota, Metazoa, Chordata, Aves, Piciformes, Lybiidae.
GACUGGCCCCGCUACCUGCCCGGCUCGGGAGGAGCCACUUCCCUCACCCCGGGAGGAUGGAGGUCCUGCAACUCCUGCGCUUGCUCCUCACCACCACCAUGCUGGGGCUCUCCCAAACGGUGAACCCCUUUGUGGCCCAGCAGACCCCCCCAGACCCUUGCUAUGAUGAGAAUGGAGCUCCUCGACGCUGCAUCCCUGAGUUUGUCAAUGCUGCCUUCGGGAAGGAAGUCCAAGCCUCUAGCACGUGCGGGAAGCCCCCAACACGGCACUGCAAUGCCUCAGACCCCCGCCGAGCCCACCCACCCGCCUACCUGACUGACCUCAACACCGCCUCCAACAUGACGUGUUGGCGUUCAGAGACCCUCCACCACUCCCCCCAGAAUGUCACACUCACCCUCUCCCUUGGCAAGAAGUUUGAGGUGGUCUACGUCAGCCUCCAGUUCUGCUCACCCCGUCCAGAGUCCACUGCCAUCCUCAAGUCCAUGGACUACGGCAAGACCUGGGUGCCCUACCAGUACUACUCCUCCCAGUGCCGUAAGAUCUAUGGCAAGCCCAGCAAAGCCACCGUCACCAAGCAGAACGAGCAGGAGGCCCUCUGCACCGACGGCCUUACCGACCUCUACCCUCUCACCGGCGGGCUCAUCGCUUUCAGCACCCUUGACGGGCGACCCUCUGCCCAGGACUUCGACAGCAGCCCUGUGCUGCAGGACUGGGUGACGGCCACCGACAUUCGCGUGGUCUUCAGCCGGCCGCACCUCCUCCGUGACCUGGGCGGCCGGGAUGGCGGUGAGGAGGAGGGGGGCACCGGCUCGACGCCCUAUUACUACGCGGUGGGGGAGCUGCAGGUGGGCGGGCGCUGCAAGUGCAAUGGGCACGCUGCGCGCUGCGUCAAGGACAAGGAGCAGAAGCUGGUCUGCGACUGCAAGCACAACACGGAGGGUCCCGAGUGCGACCGCUGCAAGCCCUUCCACUACGACCGGCCCUGGCAGCGGGCCAGCGCCCGCGAGGCCAACGAGUGCCUGGCCUGCAACUGCAACCUGCACGCCCGGCGCUGCCGCUUCAACAUGGAGCUGUACAAGCUGUCGGGGCGCAAGAGCGGCGGCGUCUGCCUCAACUGCCGCCACAACACCGCCGGGCGCCACUGCCACUACUGCAAGGAGGGCUUCUACCGCGACCUCAGCAAGGCCAUCACCGACCGCAAGGCCUGCAAAGCCUGUGACUGCCACCCUGUUGGAGCAGCUGGCAAGACCUGCAACCAGACGACAGGGCAGUGCCCGUGCAAGGACGGCGUCACAGGCCUCACCUGCAACCGCUGUGCCAAGGGCUACCAGCAGAGCCGCUCGCCAGUGGCCCCCUGCAUCAAGAUCCCUGCCAUCAACCCCACCUCUCUCAUCACCAGCACUGAGGCACCUGCAGACUGUGACUCCUACUGCAAGCCAGCUAAGGGCAACUACAAGAUUAACAUGAAGAAGUACUGCAAGAAGGACUAUGUGGUCCAGGUGAACAUCUUGGAAAUGGAGACCGUGGCCAACUGGGCCAAGUUCACCAUCAACAUCCUCUCUGUCUACAAGUGCCGCGACGAGCGGGUCAAGCGCGGCGACAACUUCUUGUGGAUCCACCUGAAAGACCUGUCCUGUAAGUGCCCCAAGAUCCAGAUCAGCAAGAAGUACUUGGUGAUGGGGAUCAGUGAAAACUCCACCGACCGGCCGGGACUGAUGGCCGACAAGAACAGCCUGGUCAUCCAGUGGAGGGACGCCUGGACGCGCCGCCUGCGGAAACUCCAGCGGCGGGAGAAGAAGGGCAAGUGUGUCAAGCCCUGAGGGGCUGCCACUCACCCUGUCCCACCCCCUGGCUGUGGCUGCCAGCCUGUGCCCAGAGACUCUGUACAUCCCUAGAGCGUGAAGGACCCUCUGUCUAUAGUGUAUAUUUUGGCACUGGUUCCCCGUCGCGGCGCACCUGCGCCUGGGGUCUUCUUCUCCGGGUGCCUCUUGGAAGCACCACAGUGAUGACAAACCUUUCAUGAGGAGCAAAGUGAAACGAGAGCUGCUGGCUGCCUGCCUCCUGAAGGAGCUUAGAGGAGAUUGCCCUGCUCUGGCCUUACAGGCUUUUCCCUUUGUCAGUCUUCUGCCUGGUAUGAAACAGGCUCCCCAGAGAGGCUGUGGAUCCUCCUUCUCUGGAGACUUUCAGGGCCUGUCUGGAUGUGUUCCUCUGUGACCUGAGCUGGAUUGCAUGGUCCUGCUCCAGCAGACGGGUUGGACUCGAUGAUCUCUUUGGGUCCCUUCCAGCCCCUGACAUCCUGUGAUCCUCUGAUCCUCUGAUGUCUGAGCUUCUGCAGCGUCCUGGGCUUGCCUCUUCCUCGCUCGAAAUGUGCUGCUGUCAGACCUCACCCAGGAACAGCAAGGCAGAGCCUUCUGGCCUUCACCCUGCUGUGUGUGGAGGCAGGCUGAAUGGAAACCAUCCGGUGCUGCAGAAGGAGCAGGAGCUCCACCAGGAAGAACAAAAGGACUUUCUGCAAAGCCUGUUUCUCUGGUGACCUCAGGUUUACCUGGACCAGUGCUGCUGCUGGGGGCAGGACCCGCGUGAUGCUGCAGUGCUGUGGAGAGCAGCCAGGCCCUGGCAGUGGGUUGGUGGAUGUUUCCAGGAGAGCUGUGUCCACCAGGACUUCACAACUCCCUGGACCUUAACUCUCCUGGUGCGUAGUCCAAAUGACCCAGCAGGAAAGACCUGGAGAAGACAAUUUUCCCCUCCCACAUCCAGCAAGGCUGUAGCCUGCCCUGCCAGCCAGAGCCACCAGGUAUCAUCAUCCACCCACUCAGAUCUCUACCCCUAUAAUCUCAGCUGGUGCAAACUGACCCCAUUCCACCUGUUUCUGUCGAGCUGCCACCAAGUGACCGCCUAUGCUCUCUUGGUGUGCACCCCUCAGAGCUGGCCUGACUCUGCUCUCCUGGGAAGCAGUGCUGUGGCCAGGCUUGUCCAAGGAGAUGCACAAGGCAGAGGUGGCAGGAAGAGAGAAGAGCUUUUGCUGAUCCACCUCCAGUCUUUUCUUUCUUCUUGGUCUCCACGUUCCAACAGACAUCAGUAUCUUCCCAUCCUGAGGUUGUGAUGGUCUUGGCAUAAUAAAUAUGAAUAGAAACCCCUGGA